CAGGCUCUGUCCGGACUCACUGACCCUAACUGGAGCUGUUCAGUCAGUGCACUGAUCUCUGGACCCUUAUAGGAUUGAACUGAUGGACAGCAUGACGAGCUGAGUGCACCCUGUGCCCCGAUCACAUCGCUGUCUGUGUGCCCUGCUCGGGGUCUCUGUCAGUUCUUCUCCCAUCACCUAUCGACUUCCAUAUGAGUGCAGCUUUCCAGCCUCCUCUCAUGAUGAUGCAGCGUCCCCUGGGCAGCAGUACAGCUUUCAGCAUAGACUCUCUGAUAGGAAGCCCACCUCAGCCCAGUCCUGGGCACUUCGUCUACACGGGCUACCCUAUGUUCAUGCCAUACAGGCCUGUGGUCCUGCCACCCCCUCCCCCUCCUCCUCAUUCCUUGUCCCAGGCUAGCCUUCAGCCCACUCUCUCCUCCACGCAUCCCCAUCACCAGAUCCCCAGCCUGCCCAGCGGAUUCUGCUCCAGCCUGGCACAAGGCAUGGCACUCACCUCUACCCUCAUGGCCACCCUGCCAGGCAGCUUCUCAGCCUCUCCUCAGCACCAAGAAGCGGCCAGGAAGUUUGGAGCUCAGAGCCUCCAAGGAGGCUACAAGAGUGAUGGAGGUCAGUCGGAUGGAGAGGACACUGCCAAAUCGUAUGUCACCAAAGAGGGAACCUUAUUGCCUUUUUCUGCUUCAGAAGCGUCUUUAGUUGGUGCUGUGCGGGGACAGGGGAAGGAAGACCCGGGGAAAGAUGACGACGUGAAGGGAAAGGAGGACACCUACCUGAUGGACAGUGACCUGGACUACAGUUCAGAUGACAACAUCUCCUGCCAGACGGCCCACAAAGAGGAGGACACUCCAGAGGAGAGCCCCCAGAACCCCAACCCUUCCAGUAACAACACGUCUACAGGCAAGAACAGGAGGCGGAGGACGGCCUUCACAAGCGAGCAGCUCCUGGAGCUGGAGAAGGAGUUCCACUGCAAGAAGUACCUGUCCCUCACCGAGCGCUCCCAGAUCGCACAUGCCCUCAAACUCAGCGAAGUGCAGGUGAAAAUCUGGUUCCAGAACCGCAGAGCCAAGUGGAAGAGGGUGAAGGCAGGCAAUGCAAACUCCAAAACGGGCGAGCCCUCCAGAAACCCCAAAAUCGUGGUGCCCAUCCCAGUCCACGUCAGCAGGUUUGCCAUCAGGAGCCAACACCAGCAGUUGGAACAGGCUAGACCCUGAACUAAGACAGACUGCGAUAGACUGCAGGUUUGUGUUUCCCAUACACGCUUUUAGACUGAAAGACAGAAGCUGUACUCUAUUUAUUAUUGUGGCAGGACAGCUGUGUGGACAGAGGGACCCUAUGGCAGGUUUGGACUUCCUGGCAGGCUCUGGGACAUUCAGUGGACUCCAGGACUCCAGUUCAUGAUGGGACAAAAUUGGGGCCCCUGCCUUCUUAUGGGGGACUUAGUGCCUCAUGGA
Molecule: messenger RNA, 1448 nt
Organism: Nanorana parkeri
Lineage: Eukaryota; Metazoa; Chordata; Amphibia; Anura; Dicroglossidae
Gene: GBX2
Product: gastrulation brain homeobox 2
Exons: 3
Coding region: 192-1208 (338 amino acids)
Biological process (GO): regulation of transcription by RNA polymerase II; regulation of nervous system development
Cellular component (GO): nucleus
Molecular function (GO): DNA-binding transcription factor activity, RNA polymerase II-specific; RNA polymerase II transcription regulatory region sequence-specific DNA binding
Source: RefSeq, a predicted model, not a curated record